UGUCCGCCGGCGAACCCUAAAGACUUGUCAGCCCCUCUCUCUCUUCACAACAUGUCUCUCUCUUCUCUCUCCUUCGACACCAAGCCAAGAUUCGCCCUCGGAGGCCCAUUCAACCGCCGUCAUCCUCCCCUCCACCACCCUCGUAACUCCCUCUCCUACUCAGCUAAGCGUCAGGCUAUCUCAGCAUCACUGAGCGUCGCCGCUGACUCAACCGCCAUCGAGUCUAUAUCACGGAUUGAAUCACUGAGUCAAGUAUCAGGUGUGCUUGGUUGCCAGUGGGGAGAUGAAGGCAAAGGCAAGCUCGUUGACAUCUUAGCUCAGCACUUCGACAUCGUUGCUCGUUGUCAGGGUGGAGCUAAUGCUGGACACACUAUAUACAACUCAGAAGGGAAGAAGUUUGCUCUUCACUUAGUACCUUCAGGUAUACUCAACGAGGACACUACCUGUGUGAUCGGCAACGGAGUUGUGGUUCAUUUACCAGGUCUCUUCAAAGAGAUCGAUGGUCUAGAGUCCAACGGCGUCUCCUGCAAAGGAAGGAUCCUGGUCUCAGACCGUGCUCAUCUCUUGUUUGACUUCCAUCAAGAAGUUGACGGUCUCAGAGAAUCCGAGCUCGCAAAAUCAUUCAUCGGUACUACCAAGAGAGGAAUCGGUCCUUGCUACUCAAGUAAAGUGAUAAGGAACGGUAUCAGAGUUGGUGACCUAAGGCACAUGGACACUUUGCCUCAGAAGCUUGAUCUUUUGCUAGCAGAUGCGGCUGCUAGGUUUCCGGGGUUUAAGUACACUCCGGAGAUGCUUAGGGAAGAGGUUGAAGCGUAUAAGAGAUACGCUGAGAGGUUGGAGCCGUAUAUAACUGACACGGUUCAUUUCAUGAAUGAGGCGAUUUCGAAUAAGAAGAAGGUUUUGGUUGAAGGUGGUCAGGCUACUAUGUUGGAUAUUGACUUUGGGACUUAUCCUUUUGUUACUUCUUCGAGUCCUUCGGCUGGUGGGAUAUGCACAGGUCUUGGUAUCGCUCCGAGAGCUGUUGGUGAUCUAAUUGGAGUGGUGAAAGCAUACACUACUAGAGUUGGUUCAGGACCGUUUCCUACGGAGAAUUUGGGAACAGGUGGUGACCUUCUUAGGUUGGCUGGACAAGAGUUCGGCACUACAACUGGUCGUCCUCGUCGGUGUGGAUGGCUAGACCUUGUUGCGCUGAAAUUCUCUUGCCAAAUCAAUGGUUUUGCAUCGCUUAAUCUCACCAAGCUCGAUGUGCUUUCGGACCUGAACGAGAUUCAGCUUGGUGUGGCUUACAAGAAGAGUGAUGGCACUCGUGUUGAAUCCUUUCCUGGUGAUCUUCGUCUUCUUGAAGAACUUCAAGUGGAGUAUGAGACCUUGCCUGGAUGGAACUCUGACAUUUCCUCAAUCAGAAACUACGCUGAUCUUCCAAAGGCUGCACAGCAAUACGUUGAGAGGAUUGAAGAACUUGUGGGUGUGCCUAUUCAUUACAUUGGUAUUGGACCUGGUCGUGAUGCCCUUAUAUAUAAAUGAUUUCUAGGUUAGGCUUUUUUGUCUGACUUUAAAAAAAACUUGAUGAAGCAUCAAGUUACUUGAGAUUGUUACACGCUUUGGAUUUGAUUAAUGUUAUUGUUAUGUGUUGGCAAUGUUUCUUAUAUUUGAAGGAAGAUGAAUUCUAUGUUGAAUUGAAUUCUUGAAGUUUGCAUC
Molecule: messenger RNA, 1698 nt
Organism: Brassica rapa (field mustard)
Lineage: Eukaryota; Viridiplantae; Streptophyta; Magnoliopsida; Brassicales; Brassicaceae
Product: adenylosuccinate synthetase, chloroplastic
Biological process (GO): IMP metabolic process; 'de novo' AMP biosynthetic process
Cellular component (GO): cytoplasm
Molecular function (GO): GTP binding; adenylosuccinate synthase activity
Source: RefSeq, a predicted model, not a curated record